Messenger RNA from Syzygium oleosum, 2635 nucleotides. RefSeq lists its product as uncharacterized. The transcript is spliced from 7 exons. The record is from RefSeq and is a predicted model, not a curated record. The coding region runs from base 379 to 1839 and encodes 486 amino acids. Lineage: Eukaryota; Viridiplantae; Streptophyta; Magnoliopsida; Myrtales; Myrtaceae.
CUCCCUCCCCUCCCCUCCCCUCGCCGUCUUCCCUCCGCCAUCGACGUUGACGGUGGCGAGCUUGGCGACGCCGCACGAGAAACCGCGCCGCGCCGAUCAAGCGCCGACAAGCGAAAAGCGUUUCGAUUCGCUUACGUCGGAUUCCAGCGAAAAGCUUCCCGUGAAAAGUUCCGAACUGAAUUUCUCCUUUCGUUUUCCCCGGUGCUGUCCCGCUCCGAUGAGAUUCUCUCCCGGGUUGAUGUCCUGACAAGAGUAGGCGGUUCUGUCGAAAGCUGUAGAGCAGUCGAAGAAAAAUGGCAGCUUGAUUAGUUAUGUGUGGAGGAGUUACUCUCAGUCUUACCCGUUAACUGGAGCCAGAUAUCUGGUCCAGGCAUCUCGAUGGAAGACCCGCGGCAUAAUUCCACCUUGAACAAAAACCCUGAAACCGCUAGUUUUGUUCCUGGGAAAAAGGUUUCUCAGAAGUCUUUGGUUGCAGCGAGGCCAAAAGCAUUCUCUAAGAAUAAAUUCAGUUACAGGCACAUAGCUUCCCUGGGACAUGGCAGAAUUAGAAGUGGUGUAUUGGGUGAUGUAGCAUUCUUUUUGCUCAAAGCUGCAGCACUGGAAACUGUGAGGAGGUUUUCCAGGGCCAAGUGUCCAUUUGUUUGGCGCGGUCUUCAGGCUUUACAAUUUCUCUGUUACCCACCAUUAAAGUGGUUACAGAGAUGGGCUUCCUUCAGGGGUUUGGUGAAAGGCAUGCAGACAUUGUCCAGGCCUCUAUUAGCUCUAUCAGUAGCUACCGCAUUUUCUGAUCAAGAAGAGCCUACCUCUGAAAGUUCGGACGCUGUGAGUGACUCCCAAGCAUAUUCUAAUGCAUGUUCAGAUCCGGCUACUUUGCAGCAUACUUCAGAUACUAAGUGCAUGAUCUGCAAUGAAGCUCCUCAGAUUUUAGCAUCAGAAAAUUGGUUAGUCCGUUUGCAUAAAGAACUGGAGGAUCAAGGGAUUACUUUGCCAGAUAGAAUGGAUGAGGAUGAGCUCCGUAGAUUUUAUGUUGCCGCAAAUGGUGAUUUCUCAUCCUUUGUGUUCUCAGUUAAGAGGACAAUUCGUUGGAGGGAAACUUACAGACUCCUCACUGAGGAAGAACUUCAGGUUUGGUCAAAUUUACUCUUCUGGCAUGGAUUUGAUUUGAGACAUAGACCAUGUCUCAUAGUGCGGCUUGGCUUCGCUUUCAUCAGCUUGCCAUCACAUGAGAGACCUCGCUUCUCUCAAGCUAUCAUAUCUCAGGUGGAACAUGGAUUGCUUCGCUUGGUUAAUUCUGACAGCACCCGAAUUACAGUUGUCGUCGACUGUCAGGGUUUAUCUCCAUAUAGAAUUCCCAUGCAAAUAAUGAGAUCUUGUUUGUCCCUUCUGCAAGAUCAUUUCCCAGGUCGGCUUGGUUGUGUGUUUGUCAUACGACUUCCCCCUGUUUUGCGAGUUAUUGCCCAGACUCUACUACAGGUUCUGAGACCUGCUACUCGAGAGAAGCUGAGGAUUCACGGGAACAUUUAUCAGAAGGUUCUUGCCGAGUGUCUUCAGACACUCCCAUUGUAUCUUGGUGGAAAUUGCAAUUGCACGAACUGUAGAAUCAUGAGCAAUCGUGGCAUGCAGCAACCUUCUGAGACUGACAGCCCAAUUUCUGGGGCUGAUCUUUCUGAUGUUGAGGACAGAGAGGAGCAAUCUCAUGUCCAUAAUUGUGAGUGGCAUAUGGAUGGCAACACUAACUGGGAUCUGGCGGUGAAAACAGCCCUGCUUGUCGUCCUUAUGUUUGUUGUUGUAGUUACUCUGCUAUCUGAUCCAGAGAACCGUCCCUCACAGUUCUCAUGAGAUAUGCAGCCGGCUGAUGGGGACACUUUCUUAGAAACUAAGGGAAGGUCCUUUAGGAAAAUUUGUUUUAGCAUUGAUGCCUCCUCUAGUGGAGAGUAGUCUGGAAGCCAAGAAUUUAUGCCGGUAGAGAUGUUUUUUGGUCCUAGUCCGUGUUGAUUUCCUGCUUAGUUUCUUCCGGCAAAUUGCCAGAAUCAUAAUAGUUCUCUCUUGGUUGUUGGUUCUUGGGAUUUCGAGAUUGUUUAAUGUGGCCAUAAUAGUAGUGUAGAGUCAAGAUAAGAAAUGUAGGAGACCAUUAGCCAAAGCAGUCAUUAGGUUGUGGAGUUUGACCGCGAGAUGAAAGGAAGAAGCAGAAAGACAAAAUGCACGAGAGAGAGAAGCACACUAGGAACGAAACAAGAGGGGAACAAUACAAGAACGGGGGACAACUGGAUAGAGGAAAAGGAAGUUGCGGACUGGUCAUCUGUCAAUAAGAGCAGUAACUUGCACUUGGUGUUUACGAACACUUUGGUAUUGGUGGUGUUCGCGGAGAUAGAUGUCUCUCUGCCUGAAGCUGAAAAAAGCCAGAGUUACCCGUGCAAAAGUGUGGCCUCUGUGGUUUACUUGAUAUAACGUGAAAUGCUAUUUCUAAGAUUUCUGCUUGCGCUGCUGCGAAAGCGUAUGGUCUUCAGUGUAAUUGCAGAGUUGCGAACCCCAGGAGAUUUCCUUUCCAGUUUUUGGGGAACCACUUGACUGUUCUUAUCUACAUUGGGCAGCAAUCCUUUCCUUAUAAUUUUACAAGUGGCAGUAGGAUUUUUAA